AUGGUGCUUUGCUUUGCGUGCUUUUGCGUGCCGUUGGGUGCCGUUGGGUGCCUUUGGGUGCCUUUGGGUUUGGUUGCGCCAUGCAUCUUUGCCAAUGUCUCACGUGAAUGCGUUUUUGAUUCGAGUAGCACGGAGCGCCUCAUCCAUCUUCGGCCCAGAGUUGUCUCAAGUAUCCCGAUCAUGUCGGCGCCCGAGCUGAUUGAUACGCUGGGGUCGGUGACGCACAAUGCCGACGGCACCCUCCGACAAAAUCGGACCGCAACGUACAUUGUCCACUUCCUCUCGGCUGUGGUCCUGGGGGUUGGCGUUUUGAUCUUUCAGCCCAGCGCUUGGACGACUGUGUUAGUGGGCCUGCUCAUUGCCUACCACCUCAACAUUGGUCGCGUCUUGCUGAUCAGCGAGCAUCAGCACAAGUUCAAGUACUUGCCCAACGGCCACGUCUAUGCCAAUGGCCUGACACUGGUUCUCCUCGGUGCACUGCAGGCAGUGCGACUGCGUAUGACCAACCUGCUCUUCUCCCAUCUAACCGUUGGCCUCUGGUUCUUGGAUGCAGCCGAGGUGUUGGCCAUUGCUGCGUGGGCGUUCUAUCUCCUUGUGCGUGGACGCAGCGCACGCUUUCGAAUUCAGUUUCUUGGUCGGCUACAAGUUCUCUCCAUGACGGCGCUGGGCCUAGCCUUUUUGUACAAACACCUGACGCGCCGUCAUGUCUUUGUCCACAUUCGCCACGAUUGGCGGCUUCUCUAUCUGGGCUUGGCCCAACUCAGUCAAGCUGGACUCUUGGCCCUGCACUCUCAUCUUCCCGCCUGGAUCCUCGAGGCCGCUGCCCUUCUUUCCCACGCCCUGACCAUCGUCUGCGUCGGUCACGAACGCCUCCGUGCCUGGGAUGGCAACUAG
Molecule: messenger RNA, 894 nt
Organism: Monosiga brevicollis MX1
Lineage: Eukaryota; Choanoflagellata; Craspedida; Salpingoecidae
Exons: 2
Coding region: 1-894 (297 amino acids)
Source: RefSeq, a predicted model, not a curated record